CUUUAUGCUCUGACACCUAAUUCCCCCACAUAUCUCACCCCUUCCAACCUAGCAGCUCCAACGCGGCCUCUCCUCUCCUAUAUAUGGCACCCCUUUCGCCAUGUUCCAACACAUGCAUACUCAGCCACCAGCUGCAUUAUCUCCCUCAUCGAUCCAUCUCCUCUAGCCACUCUACGUACGCACUUGCCUCUGUGCGUCUAUCUCUCAUUCCAAGUAGUAGCCGUCGCGAUCGAUCGAGAUCCGCCAUGGUUGCACACGCCAGCAUCUACUGCAACGCCACCACCACGACGACGGCGAGGAGCGGGCCGGCAUACUCCGCCGUGGCCCCUAAGUCGUCGCCGAGGAAUACCAAGAGAAGGAGCGGCAGGAAGGCGACGAGGACAACGGCCGGGCGGCGGCGCUGCGUGGAGGCGAUCAGGAGGAAGAUGGAAGCGCUGAGGCGGCUCGUCCCUAGCGGCGGCGAUCACCGCAGCAACGACGAGGUGGAGGACGACGGCGUGGACGAGCUCCUGUUCCGCGCCGCCGACUACAUCGUGCGGCUGCAGGUGCAGGUGAAGGCGAUGCAGCUCAUGGUCGACGUGCUGGAGCACACCAAAGACUCUUGAUUAUUUAUUCAUUUCUACUACUAGGUCGUGUCGAGCAGAACAGAUACAUGUACACGCAUACCAGUAUAGGUACCCGCGUACGUAUACAAAUUGUGUAUUUUUUCGAUUUGGGGGGUUAUUUUUUCUUUCUUUCUCUUUCGGUGUUUUGGAGAAGUAUGAAAUACGUACGUAGGGGUUAAUUAUACGGGUGGGAAUGGUAUUGGUUUAUUCGUUAAUUGUUGUGAACUUGCGUGAGUGCGUACUGGAGUACUUACGUAAUGGUGUAAAUAUGUAUACAUGAGUUUGAUAUAUGUAUACAUACAUAUAUACAUCGGGUAUAUGAUGCUACAAUAUGGAAAUUUUGGUUGCUAGUA
Molecule: messenger RNA, 958 nt
Organism: Aegilops tauschii subsp. strangulata
Lineage: Eukaryota; Viridiplantae; Streptophyta; Magnoliopsida; Poales; Poaceae
Source: RefSeq, a predicted model, not a curated record